Messenger RNA from Nymphaea colorata (pocket water lily), 7578 nucleotides. RefSeq names its product DExH-box ATP-dependent RNA helicase DExH12. The record is from RefSeq and is a predicted model, not a curated record. NCBI's taxonomy places the organism in Eukaryota, Viridiplantae, Streptophyta, Magnoliopsida, Nymphaeales, Nymphaeaceae. Gene Ontology annotation, molecular function: ATP binding; nucleic acid binding; ATP hydrolysis activity. The coding region runs from base 350 to 6871 and encodes 2173 amino acids. Gene Ontology annotation, cellular component: nucleus. The transcript has 6 exons.
CAACCACAGAAGAGGCGGUCGAGAGGGCACCCGCACGAAGGCGUCCACCACAGAUAUAUAUGCAGGAAGCUGCUCCAUCUCAACUCCUGGCUCGUUUCGUCUCCUCCUGUAAGACAGGGGAACGAGGAAAGGAGGGAGAGAUAUUGGCAGGAAGAGGGAAAGCAAGUUGGGAAGUGUUGUGCAUAGUCAUACCUUCUUUUCUCUCCUGGAAGUAGCUGGUCGAUCGAGGUAUACGGGUUUUCAAAGUAUUUCUGUGGACGAACUUAGGGUUUUCCUGUAGGGGCUCUUGGGGAGGCUAAAUUAGGGUCUUCGUUGAAUUUCGAGGUUCGUUACUCUGUUUGGGUUUCAAAUGGCGCAUUUGGGAGGCGGUGCUGAAGCACACGCGCGGUUCAAGCAGUAUGAGUACCGGGCAAACUCGAGUUUGGUCCUGACUACUGACACUCGUCCUCGGGACACCCAUGAACCCACUGGGGAACCGGAGUCGCUCUGGGGGAAGAUUGAUCCGAAGAAAUUUGGCGACAGAGUGUUCCAUGGCAAGCCCCCAGAGCUAGAAGAGAAGUUGAAGAAGUCGAAGAGAAAGAAGGAGAGGGAACCUGCUUCUGUGCCACUGAAGCGGGACAGCAAGCGAAGGAAGCUUCAGGAAGAAAGCGUGCUCUCGCUGGCUGAUGAGGGGGUUUAUCGGCCGAAGACAAAAGAGACCAGAGCUGCAUACGAGGCUCUGCUCGGAAUGAUACAGCAGCAGUUUGGCGGGCAGCCCCAGGACAUACUCAGCGGGGCUGCGGAUGAGGUCCUGAAGGUGCUGAAGAACGAUAAGACCAAAAACCCCGACAAGAAGAAGGAGAUCGAGAGUCUGCUGAACCCAGUCUCACAGCAGUUCUUCGAUCAGUUAGUAUCUAUUGGCAAACUCAUCACUGAUUAUGAGGAUGGAGCUGAUGCAGGUAAUACUGGGGGCACUGGAGAGCCCAUUGAUGACGAUAUUGGUGUCGCUGUAGAAUUUGAAGAUGAAGAGGAGGACGAGGAGAGUGACCUGGAUCAGGUUCAGGAGCCCUCGGAGGGGGAAGAGGACGAUGAUGUGCAGGAUGCUAACGGUAUGGGAGGUAUGCAGAUGAGCCAUGGCAUCGAUGAUGAUGAACUGGUGGAGGCGGAUGAGGGGUUGAAUGUUCAGGAUAUUGAUGCCUACUGGCUUCAAAGGAAGAUAUCUCAGGCUUAUGAAAAUAUCGACCCUCAACAGAGCCAAAAGCUUGCAGAAGAAGUGCUGAAAAUAUUGGCUGAAGGAGGGAAAGAUAAAGAUGUGGGCAACAAUGUGGACAGAGAUGUGGAGAACAAACUGGUGAUGCUUCUUAAUUAUGAACAUUUUAAGCUUAUUAAGCUGAUCACGCAUAAUAGGUUAAAAAUUGUAUGGUGUACCCGCCUGGCAAGAGCUGAGGAUCAAGAGCAAAAGAAGCUUAUUGAGGAGGAAAUGCUGAACGGUGGGCCAGGUUUAGCUGCAAUCCUUGAGCAGCUUCAUGCCACAAGAGCCACUGCAAAGGAGCGGCAAAAGAAUUUGGAAAAGAGUAUCAGAGAGGAGGCUAGACGGCUGAAAGAUGAGACCGGGGCAGGGGAUAGAUAUCGUAGGUCCGAUCGAGAAGGUGUUGGUGCAGAUAACAGCUGGUUGAAAGGACAGCGCCAGCUGUUAGAUUUGGAGAGCAUUGCAUUUCACCAAGGUGGUCUGUUAAUGUCUAAAAAGAAAUGUGAGCUUCCUCCUGGCACUUUUAGAACUGCUCGGAAGGGAUAUGAGGAGGUUCAUGUGCCAGCAUUGAAAGCAAAACCUUUGACAGCAGGGGAAGAACUUGUUAAAAUCUCAUCCAUGCCAGAUUGGGCACAGCCAGCAUUUGCUGAAAUGAAGCAGCUCAACAGGGUUCAGAGCAAGGUUUAUGAGACAGCUCUUUUUACACCAAAGAAUAUCCUUCUAUGUGCACCUACUGGUGCUGGUAAGACGAAUGUUGCUAUGCUGACAAUUCUCCAACAGAUUGCUCUGUAUAGGAAUCAAGACGGAUCUGUUAAUACAAGCAAAUUCAAAAUUGUAUACGUAGCUCCCAUGAAAGCCUUGGUUGCUGAAGUUGUUGGAAACUUAUCCAAGCGUUUGCAGUCCUAUGGCAUCUCUGUCCAAGAACUUACUGGGGAUCAGACACUCUCCCGCAAACAGAUAGAGGACACUCAGAUAAUAGUAACAACACCUGAGAAAUGGGAUAUUAUUACAAGGAAAUCUGGUGACCGCACCUAUACUCAGCUUGUGAAGCUAUUGAUUAUUGAUGAGAUUCAUCUUCUUCAUGAUAACAGAGGGCCUGUUCUUGAAAGUAUCGUUGCUAGAACGGUAAGACAAGUAGAGACCACAAAAGAACUUAUCAGACUGGUUGGUCUAUCUGCUACACUUCCCAACUACGAGGAUGUUGCAUUAUUUUUGCGUGUAGACCCUUCAGAAGGUCUGUUUCAUUUUGACAAUAGUUACAGGCCCUGCCCACUUGCUCAACAGUACAUUGGAAUAACUGUCAAAAAGCCCUUGCAGAGAUUUCAGCUGAUGAAUGAAAUAUGUUACGAGAAGGUUAUGGGUGUUGCGGGAAAGCAGCAGGUGUUAAUCUUUGUCCACUCGAGGAAAGAAACUGCAAAAACUGCUCGUGCUAUAAGGGACACUGCUCUUGCAAACGAUGCCCUUGGACGGUUCAUGAAUGAAGAUAGUGCUAGUCAAGAGAUUCUUCGGAGUGAAUCUGAAAAGGUCAAGAACAACGAUCUUAAAGAUCUUCUUCCUUAUGGUUUUGCAAUUCAUCACGCAGGGAUGGCUAGAGUAGACAGAACACUUGUUGAGGAACUUUUUGCUGAUGGACAUGUAAGGGUUUUGGUGUCAACAGCAACUCUUGCGUGGGGUGUUAACUUGCCGGCACAUACUGUCAUCAUAAAAGGAACCCAAGUAUAUAAUCCAGAAAAAGGUGCCUGGACUGAACUAAGUCCACUGGAUGUUAUGCAGAUGCUUGGUCGUGCAGGAAGACCUCAAUAUGACUCGUAUGGGGAAGGGAUAAUACUGACAGGCCAUAGUGAGCUGCAGUAUUAUCUUUCCCUUAUGAAUGAGCAGCUUCCGAUAGAGAGUCAGUUUGUUUCUAAACUAGCAGAUCAGUUGAAUGCGGAAAUUGUUCUUGGAACUGUUCAGAAUGCAAGAGAGGCAUGCACAUGGAUUGGGUACACGUACCUGUACAUUCGUAUGCUUCGAAAUCCUGUACUGUAUGGAAUGGCUGCUGAUGUAUUGGAGAAUGACCAAACAUUGGAAGAACGGAGAGCAGACCUGAUCCAUUCGGCUGCAACGAUAUUGGAUAAGAAUAACUUGGUUAAAUAUGAUAGAAAGAGUGGGUAUUUCCAGGUCACUGAUCUUGGUCGGAUUGCUAGCUAUUAUUAUAUUACCCAUGAAACAAUAGCUACAUACAAUGAGCAUUUGAAGCCAACGAUGGGGGAAAUUGAGCUUUACCGUUUGUUCUCAUUGAGUGAUGAAUUCAAAUAUGUUACUGUGAGGCAAGAUGAGAAAAUGGAACUUGCUAAGCUCCUAGAUCGUGUGCCCAUUCCUGUCAAGGAAAGCUUAGAAGAGCCCAGUGCAAAAAUAAAUGUCCUGCUUCAGGUGUAUAUUUCACGGCUUAAGCUGGAAGGGCUUUCUCUAUCGUCAGAUAUGGUGUACAUCACACAGAGUGCAGGACGCCUUCUGCGUGCACUUUUUGAAAUUGUUUUAAAGAGAGGAUGGGCCUUGCUUACUGAAAAGGCUUUAAAUUUGUGCAAGAUGGUGACUAGGCGCAUGUGGAGUGUCCAGUCCCCAUUACGACAGUUCAGAGGAAUCCCAAAUGAAUUGUUAAUGAAGCUUGAGAAGAAGGACUUGGCUUGGGACAGGUACUAUGACCUUUCACCUCAGGAGAUUGGAGAGCUUAUAAGAUUUCCUCAAAUGGGGAAGAAACUUCACAAAUAUGUUCAUCAAUUUCCAAAGCUGAAUCUUGCUGCCCAUGUGCAACCAAUAACACGAACUGUUCUCAAAGUGGAACUCACUAUAACUCCCGAUUUUCAGUGGGAUGAGGCAGUUCAUGGAUACGUUGAGCCCUUCUGGGUUAUUGUUGAGGAUAAUGAUGGAGAACACAUCCUUCAUCAUGAGUAUUUCAUACUGAAGAUGCAGUACAUUGAUGAGGAUCAUACUCUAAAUUUUACUGUGCCAAUUUAUGAGCCGUUGCCUCCACAAUACUUUGUUCGUGUUGUCUCUGAUAAGUGGCUAGGUUCUCAGUCUGUAUUGCCGGUUUCUUUUAGGCACUUGAUUUUGCCGGAGAAAUAUCCUCCUCCAACUGAACUGUUGGACUUGCAGCCUUUGCCUGUGACUGCACUGAGAAAUCCUUCAUAUGAAUCUUUAUAUCAGGAAUUUAAGCAUUUUAAUCCUAUUCAGACUCAGGUCUUCACAGUCCUAUACAACAGUGAUGACAAUGUCUUGGUUGCUGCACCAACAGGCAGUGGUAAAACCAUCUGUGCUGAGUUUGCUUUGUUGAGGAAUCAUCAGAAAAGUUCGGAGAAUGUUAUGCGGGCUGUGUAUGUUGCUCCUAUUGAAGCUCUUGCCAGGGAAAGAUACAGGGACUGGGAAAAGAAGUUCGGUAAGGGUUUGGGAGUACGAGUGGUGGAAUUGACUGGUGAGACGACUAGUGAUCUUAAGCUUCUUGAGAAGGGGCAAAUCAUUAUCAGUACUCCUGAAAAAUGGGAUGCUCUUUCACGGCGCUGGAAGCAAAGGAAGCAUGUUCAACAGGUUAGCCUUUUCAUCAUUGAUGAGCUUCAUCUGAUUGGUGGCCAUGGAGGUCCAGUUUUGGAGGUCAUUGUCUCUAGGAUGAGGUAUAUUUCAAGUCAAGUGGAAAAUAAGAUACGAAUAGUGGCUCUUUCAACUUCUCUUGCAAAUGCUAAAGAUCUUGGGGAGUGGAUUGGUGCUUCUUCCCAUGGCCUAUUCAAUUUUCCACCUGGUGUACGUCCUGUGCCUUUAGAAAUUCACAUUCAAGGUGUGGAUAUAGCAAAUUUUGAAGCGAGGAUGCAAGCAAUGACAAAGCCAACAUUUACUGCUGUUGUUCAGCAUGCAAAGAAUGGGAAACCUGCUCUUGUGUUUGUCCCCACAAGAAAGCAUGCCCGGCUUACUGCACUUGACUUGGUAACUUAUGCAACUGCUGAUGGUGGAGAAAGACCCUCUUUUCUUCUACAUUCUAAAGAAGAAUUGUCCCCAUUUCUGUCCAGGAUUGGAGAACCUACUCUUAUUGAUACUCUCCAUUAUGGUGUUGGCUAUAUACAUGAAGGAUUAUCUAGUCUUGAAGUUGAAGUUGUAUCGCAGCUGUUUGCUGCUGGUUGGAUUCAGGUCUGUGUUGCAAGCAGCUCAAUGUGCUGGGGAAUGUCUUUGUCUGCUCACUUAGUUGUGGUAAUGGGUACACAAUACUAUGAUGGCAGAGAAAAUGCUCACACAGAUUACCCAAUAACAGAUCUCUUACAGAUGAUGGGCCGUGCAAGUAGGCCAUUGCAAGACAAUGCAGGGAAAUGUGUAAUCUUGUGUCAUGCUCCUCGGAAAGAAUAUUACAAAAAGUUUGUUUUUGAGGCAUUCCCUGUGGAAAGUCAUCUGCAGCACUUUCUUCAUGACAAUCUAAAUGCAGAAGUUGUUGUCGGUACCAUUGAGAGCAAACAAGAUGCUGUGGACUAUCUUACCUGGACUUUCAUGUAUCGUAGACUUGCUCAAAAUCCAAACUACUACAAUCUACAGGGAGUCAGUCACAGGCAUCUUUCAGAUCAUCUUUCUGAGCUUGUAGAGAAUACUUUAAGUGAUUUGGAAGCAAGCAAGUGUGUAGCCAUAGAGGAUGACAUGUAUCUGUCUCCUCUCAAUUUGGGGAUGAUUGCAUCCUAUUAUUACAUCAGCUACACAACUAUAGAGCGUUUCAGCUCAUCAUUGACUCCAAAGACAAGGAUGAAAGGUCUCCUUGAAAUUUUAUCUUCUGCUUCAGAGUAUUCACAACUUCCAAUCAGGCCAGGCGAGGAAGAGUUGAUAAGAAAAUUGAUUAACCACCAAAAGUUGCCAGUGGAGAAACCAAAAUAUAAUGAUCCACAUGUUAAAGCAAAUGCAUUGUUGCAGGCUCACUUCUCCAGGCAUACUGUUAUUGGAAAUCUUGCUGCUGAUAAACGCGAAGUGGUUCUUUCAGCAGGCCGGCUACUGCAGGCAAUGGUUGAUGUCAUUUCAAGUAAUGGAUGGUUCAAGCUCGCAAUUUCUGCAAUGGAGCUGAGUCAAAUGGUGACUCAGGGUAUGUGGGCAGACGAUCCUGUCCUUUUGCAGCUUCCACACUUCACCAAGGAGCUUGCACGUAAAUGUGAAAAUGAGAGAAAAAUCGACUCUGUGUUUGCUCUUGUGGAAAUGGAGGAUGAUGAGAGGCGUGAACUGCUGCAGAUGUCGGACUCACAGUUGCUGGAUAUUGCUCGAUUUUGCAACCGGUAUCCUAAUAUUGAUAUAAAUCUCGAGGUGCUAGAGAGAGAUGAUAUUAGGGUAGGAGAAAACAUAACCCUGCAAGUCACCCUUGAAAGAGACCUUGAGGGACGGACAGAAGUUGGUCCAGUUGAUGCACCUAGGUAUCCCAAAGCCAAAGAAGAAGGGUGGUGGCUUGUGGUAGGCGAUCUAAAGAGCAAUCAACUGCUUGCCAUCAAGAGGGUGUCAUUGCAGCGAAAGUCAAAGGUCAAGUUGGAUUUUUCUGCACCAUCGGAGGUAGGAAGGAGGGAGUACUGGUUAUAUUUCAUGUGCGACUCCUACAUGGGUUGUGAUCAGGAAUAUGCGUUUGAAGUUGACGUCAAGGAAAUGAUGGAAGGAUAGGUAUGGGAAACGUGAGCAGUCUUAUUGAAGGGCUGGAAACUGUGAUGAAAAAAGCUUUCGGUAAAGCUUGGAAGCAACUGAAGUUUGGUGAGACCACGACCAUCUCUUCCAACUGGAGACUUCGGAGAAGAAUCAUGUGGCAAGCUCCUGUCUUAUGUAUUGCAAUGUUGGACCUUCUAUAAACCGAGUUUCUGCAUUCAACUGCCUAAGCCAUGUGAAGGAGCGUGUGAAUGGGAAUUCAGGCGAGAGGAAGAGAAAUAAGAGGCGGCUCGCGUUGAGCGUCGAAGAUGGAAACUAUGAUGACAGAACAUGAAGAGAACGGCUCGUGUUCAGUGUAAAAAAAAUUUUGUCGUAAUUUUAUGAUUUGCUACGGGUUUGACCGUAUUGCUCCUUCCGGGGGCAUUCGUAUCGUGAGACGAAGGAUUUUGCCGUCGCAGUUCUCAUCGAGGGGUUUACCAAGGUUUUGUGCUAUUCUCAUUUCUACAAAGAGAUACCAAUGCCAUCAAGAGAUGCUCUGCCCCUCUCUGGAGUUCCAUGAAUUCUUUUUUUCAGCUUCCUUUUUGUCCAUUUUAUUCUUAUACCGUGAUGGUCGAAGUUCGGUCUGUUGUAUUGGGGUGGCGAGAACUGCAUCCCGCAAGUCUCCAACGUCAUUAAUUCGUUAACCAAAGAAAGAUGUAUCUGCAACUUUUAGAAACUUUAUUCUGUUU